AUACGUCCGUGGUGCUUGCUUACAUCCUUGCUCUUCUAUGCAAAACGGCAAAACAUUAUAAAGUAGAUCAAUCUGUGAUUUUUGGUAGUAAUUGUUGACGUAUUUUAUUCUAUUUUUAUUAUUAUCGUAAAUUGUUUCCAAUUUUAUUUCGGUUUACUUGACAGAUUCUAUCGCUAUCUAGUGAUCCCCAAAGUGAAAAGUGCGUUUUGUUGACUAACAAAUACUUAAAAAUGACCGUGAAAGAAAAUAAUUUAUCGGUAACUGGCAGGCGGUCGCCAUCUUUCUCGCAAGUUUUUCUCUUGUGAUUCUUUAAUUUAAGCCUAAUUAUGUUUUUAAGUUUAUUUGUGUUUUAAAAAGUGGAAACGCCGAUUUCUUCGAGGAAACCCGUACGGAUUAACGUGCCCCAGGAUUAGGUUCGGAUGGGGCGCCACAGAACUUGGAGGGAUGACAGAUAACCGGUGUUUCUCUGGAGGGGGCGCUGGCGUGAAGAUGGAGCAAUUCCAGGCGGUGCUCGACCCCCGGAAACAGGAGCUCCUAGAGGCGCGGUUCCUUGGUGCGAGGAUGUCAGCUGGAUCCCAAAUACAGAUGGCACCGCAAACCACCGUCAAUGCAACGCAGCCCGUUCAUAGCCAAGACUCCAAUAUGAGUACAGGUUCGUCUCACAGUGAUAAAGAGGUGGACUCGAAUACUCCAGAAAAAUUACCAAGAACAGCACCUUCAGAAAGAAAAAGGAAACGGAAAGUUGACGAUACAGGGGGGACGAUUAAAGGCGUUAGACCUGUAUCUACAGAUAGUAAAAAAUUUAACGAUUAUUUUAGUAAUAAACAUUCGGGCAAUAGUCCUAUUAGACACGGUGGAGCGAAAAGUCCGUCGCCGCAACAACCAUACCCAAUGUUUCCACCGUCCCCCCAACAGGUGGGGUUACCAUCACCACAGGUGCCGGUGACACCGACCCCAUUUGAAUUUUACAAACAGCAACCUCCUAGACCUCCUCUCCCCACAAUGGUUAGUAAACUUGUACAGGUAUGUAUAAUGACGAGGAAAGUCGACAAAAAAAAUCUACAGCUUAAUCGUGUUAAUCAGACUGAAUUGACGUGUCAAAGGAUACAAGAGUUUGAGACGCAAGCGUCAUCGGAUCUGGAAUUAAGAAAUAAUAAAAUUGAAGAACUCACGCGAACGAAUGAGGAGCUUCGACACCAAAUAUCAGCGCAACAAAAAACCAUAGAUCAGCACAAGCAACAUAUAAAUAAGUGCAUUGAAGUAGUAAAAAAGUUAUUAAUGGAAAAAAGUUCAAUCGAAAAAAAGGAGGCGCGGCAAAAAUGUAUGCAAAAUAGACUUAGGUUAGGACAAUUUGUUACUCAACGGGUAGGGGCGACGUUUCAAGAGAACUGGACGGACGGACACGCGUUUCAGGAGCUCGCAAGGCGGCAGGAAGAAAUCACGUCGGAGAGAGAAGAAAUUGAUAGACAAAAAAAAUUAUUAGGUAAAAAAAGGCCUUCGAAUAGUGAAGGUGGUCGGAAAAGAAAUAAUUCUGCGAUGCAUAAUGGCACAGAUACAACGUUUCUAAAGCCAGAUGCAGUACCUGGUUCCUUAACUUUACAGGAGUAUUAUGAGGCUGAUGAAAUAUUAAAAUUAAGGCAAAGCGCACUGAAAAAAGAAGAUGCUGAUCUUCAAUUGGAAAUGGAAAAGUUAGAAAGGGAAAGAAAUUUGCAUAUUAGAGAAUUAAAACGUAUUCACAACGAAGAUCAAUCGCGAUUUAAUAACCAUCCAGUGCUCAACGAUCGGUAUCUCCUGCUUAUGCUGCUGGGCAAGGGAGGUUUUAGCGAGGUGCAUAAGGCGUUCGAUUUGAAGGAGCAGAGAUACGUAGCGUGUAAAGUUCAUCAGCUUAAUAAGGAUUGGAAGGAGGAUAAAAAAGCGAAUUACAUUAAGCACGCGUUAAGGGAGUACAAUAUUCAUAAGUCCUUGGAUCAUCCGAGAGUUGUUAAACUCUACGAUGUCUUCGAGAUAGACGCCAAUUCUUUUUGUACCGUUUUGGAAUACUGUGAUGGUCACGACCUUGACUUUUACCUUAAGCAGCAUAAGACAAUACCGGAAAGAGAAGCGCGAUCGAUAGUGAUGCAGGUUGUGUCUGCGUUAAAGUACCUGAAUGAAAUUAAACCUCCCGUGAUACAUUACGACCUAAAACCUGGAAAUAUUUUGCUCACCGAAGGCAAUGUCUGUGGCGAAAUUAAAAUCACAGAUUUUGGCCUUAGUAAAGUUAUGGAUGAAGAAAAUUAUAAUCCGGAUCAGGGUAUGGACCUUACAUCACAAGGAGCAGGCACGUAUUGGUAUCUACCUCCUGAAUGUUUUGUAGUCGGUAAAAAUCCUCCAAAAAUAUCUUCUAAAGUAGAUGUAUGGAGUGUCGGGGUUAUUUUUUAUCAAUGUUUAUAUGGUAAAAAGCCAUUUGGACACAAUCAAUCACAAGCUACAAUUUUAGAAGAAAAUACUAUUUUAAAAGCUACAGAAGUUCAAUUUGCAAAUAAACCUGCGGUUACAAAUGAGGCCAAGAGUUUCAUUCGUUCCUGUUUAGCGUAUAGGAAAGAAGAUCGUAUAGAUGUAUUGUCAUUGGCUAGGCAUGAAUAUUUGCAACCCCCGAUGCCGAAGCAUUCAAGGCUCACCUCCAAUCAGCAGCAGCAGCAGCAACAACAGCAGCAGCAGCAGCAACAACAAGUAGGUUCCUUCUCGACGGGCAUUUUUGGUGGAGCCAUGAAUGCUUCAUCAUCGUCUUAGUGCUGUGCAGUGUUUCCUAAGUUAUUUAAAAAGUGUAUUUAAUUUUAAUUGCGUACAAUCUGACUCUUAAAAGAAACAAAACUUUAGAUAAUUAAUAAUUUAAGUGGAACGUGAUUUGAGAAUGAUCAGUCAACAGUGAACACUUUAUAAAUAAACAAUCCUAAAAAAUAAAGACACCAGAAUUUUUCAUCUUAUAUUAUAUAUCUUAUCUCUCUCUUUCCUCAUACUGCUUAUGCUUCCUGUCCUAAAGGAAUAACGAAGAUUGGGAAUUUUAUUCGUGGUAGUGAGCGCGCUUGGAAGUGAAGAAAAUUUUCAAGCUUGGUUGAAAUCCUGAAGUUGCAGUCCAGCAAACUGAAAAAACAAGUGCAAAUUGGUAGUAUCGUACGAUUUAAGUUAAUUUAUAAAGUGACCUUGCUUUGUAUCAUAGUGUGUAUUUCGUUCGCUACAGUCCCUAUUUUCGAUAAUUAUUAUCAUAAGUAGAAUAUGUACAGGAAACGUCGAUCACUACGGUGAUGAUACGCUUAUUAAAUCUCUCAAAUCAAAUGGACUACGCUCAGCUUGAAUGGGCUUAAUGUUUCGCAUGUUUUUAUUUAAUAAGCAAUUUAUUCUCUUUGCAGCAUUGAGACAUUUUUGUAACAGCACGUAGUUACAAUUUUAUUCGUUACAAGGAGAUUCUUUUUUUAUUUAUUGCACGGUUAUUACUUGGACAGUGGAUGUUUAAGUUUAUACAUUAUUACUUGUAUAUACUGUGGCAGUUGAGAGUAUAAAUUUUGUUAAAACUAAGUAGCAACUAUGUAUAGAGAAACCUCAGUUUGUUCGUACCAAAUUUUUACAUAGUUAAUAAGUUAUUUUUACUGUAUAUAAGCUAAUUCUUCGAUAGUCACAAUGUACACAUUCAUGAAACAAAGUGAGGUUUUCCAAAUUGAAACAAAACAAAACAAAAUGUCUCAAACAAGAUAUUUGUAAAUUUUUAGCUUGUUGAACUGAAUCAAAUGCCAAACAAACGUUGAAAAUUAUGCUCCGAUUAGUAUUGUGCGAAGCGGAUUUUUUUCCGACGAGCGCAAUACGUUGUAGAAUAAACUUUAACAGUUUUAAUCUUACUUAUAAGGUUGUAUCGUGUACAGUUGAAAUAGUAACAAUUAAUAAACAAUGUUGUAGUUAA
Messenger RNA from Photinus pyralis (common eastern firefly), 3931 nucleotides. RefSeq names its product serine/threonine-protein kinase tousled-like 2. Gene Ontology annotation, molecular function: ATP binding; protein serine/threonine kinase activity. Gene Ontology annotation, biological process: chromosome segregation; intracellular signal transduction; peptidyl-serine phosphorylation. Gene Ontology annotation, cellular component: nucleus. The record is from RefSeq and is a predicted model, not a curated record. Lineage: Eukaryota; Metazoa; Arthropoda; Insecta; Coleoptera; Lampyridae. The transcript has 10 exons. The coding region runs from base 445 to 2769 and encodes 774 amino acids.